AUGUGGGCAGGCCAACCGCCAUCGGCCCCGUCGGAGGGGCCCCCCAUAGAGGGCCCCCUGGUAGAGGUCCUCUCGCAGGGCCCUCUGCAUGGCCCUCCACAGCGCCUAACCCCCCCGAGACUACCUAAGGCAGAGCAUUUCAGAGGCCUGUUGAACGGCUUGGUAAAUCUAGUACCUAUCGAGAACAGAGGAGAGGCCCGGGGCCUCGCAAAGGACCUAAGCGACCUAUUUGCAAGUCAGAAACAGGGGCGCCACCACUCGAAGGAAAGCCUGGGAGGGCUUACGGCAGCCCACCUACAGAAAGUAGUUACGGAGGCGGUCCAGGCUGCCGUGGGACCCAACCGAAGUGCGACACAGGGCCGCUCGUGGGCUGCAGUGGCCGCAGGGCCCGGGCAAGGCUUGCAAGCUCAACCUACGAAAAUCAUCCCCCAGAGGGCCGACCGGGAGCUACUAGUGCGGGGAGCCAACGUGUCAGCCGACCUUGCACAAAGGUCCCCAGUCGAAAUCAUCCAGGCCAUCAACCAAGCCUCAACCAAGCAGGGAGCUAUUGCAGCCCGGAAGCUCCCUAGCGGGGACACAGUGAUUCAACAAGCCUUCGGGGAGCAGGCUAAAGAGGCUGGCAGAACUUACGCAGUGCUGGUGAAGGGCCUGAGGAAGGCCGACCUACAGGGUACUACGGAGGAGGUGUUCGGGGGAGAACUAGGCCUUUGGUCAGUGGACAAGGUCAAAUUCAGAGUCCCAACCAACCCAGGGUUUACCAGGGCGACGGUACUAGUUGCACUUAGAGACCAAGAGGAGGCUCGGAAGGCCUGUGACCAGGGGAUAAUCUGGAACGCUCAGCUACUCGACUGCGAGCCCUACUGGGCAAUGCUGGAACCGAAACAGUGCUUCAAGUGUUGGAAAUGGGGCCACAUACAGAGGUUUUGCCAGAAAGAGGCCCUGUGUGGGAGGUGUGGUACGGGAGCCCAUGGGGAGGGUGGGAGGGCCGGGGAGGCCCUCUGCCCUACCCAGCAGGGUCAGGUGCCCUGUAAGUGCCCCUGCUGCGGAGGAAGGCACCCGGGCUGGGCCAAGGAGUGCCCGGGAAGGGCCAGGGCCAAGAAGGAGGCGAGAGAGGCAUACCAAUACCGACCAAGGGUGUUCGAGCCAGCUCGGACAGCAGCUGCGGAGCCUAUAACAGCACCAAGAUCAGCAUUCACCUACGAGAAGGCCCGACCACAGGAGGAGGAGUAUGGAUUUCUGAGAGUCGGGGCAAAAAGGCCACGGUUGGGCAGAGGCCGGCCAACGCUGAUUUCAGUGGCUGGAAGGGACCCCUCCCAAAGCCGGAUUAGCCUUGGUUCAGGGGGGAUAUUCGGAGCUAUCCAGCCCACCCAGCCCACUCAGCCCACCCAGCCUACCCAGCCUACCCAGCCGGCCGAACAGGCCCAACCAGCUGAAGACGCAACUAUGGAAACUAAUGAAAAUUAG
This is a messenger RNA of Chaetomium globosum CBS 148.51, 1464 nucleotides long. RefSeq lists its product as uncharacterized. The transcript is spliced from 2 exons. Bases 1 to 1464 code for a protein of 487 amino acids. The record is from RefSeq and is a predicted model, not a curated record. NCBI's taxonomy places the organism in Eukaryota, Fungi, Ascomycota, Sordariomycetes, Sordariales, Chaetomiaceae.